Molecule: messenger RNA, 270 nt
Organism: Echinops telfairi (small Madagascar hedgehog)
Lineage: Eukaryota; Metazoa; Chordata; Mammalia; Afrosoricida; Tenrecidae
Product: non-histone chromosomal protein HMG-17-like
Exons: 1
Coding region: 1-270 (89 amino acids)
Biological process (GO): chromatin organization
Cellular component (GO): chromatin; nucleus
Molecular function (GO): nucleosomal DNA binding
Source: RefSeq, a predicted model, not a curated record
AUGCCCAAGAGAGAGGCUGAAGGGGAUGCUAACGGCGAUAAAGCCAAGGUGAAGGAUGAAGCUCAGAGGAGAUCAGCAAGCUUAUCUGCUGAACCUGCACCUCCAAAACCAGAGCCUAAGCUUAAAAGGGCCCCUGCCAAGAAGGGAGAGAAGGUGCCCAAAGGGAAACGGGGGAAAGCCGAUGUGGCUUGGAUGGGAACAGCCCAGCAGAACAUGGAGAUGCCAACAGACCAGGCACGGAAAGCUGAAGGUGCUGGAGAUGCCCAGUGA